GUCAUUCAUUGUCCGUUUGAUUUUUAAUUAAUAACUUUUGUUUUUUAAACUCUAAACAUAUAUAUAGACAUUUAUUACAUAGAUUCUUCAAGUAACUGUUCGUAAACAACAUUCAUGAGUGAGUCAACAUUAAGGAACUCGUCAUUGCAAUCUAUCACGGCUGUAAAGUUUUAGAACAUCGGAAGUUGUUUACAUGCCCGCCACCACAAGUUGGAAUAGAAAUUAAUUUGUUAAAUGUGUUUUAUCAAUUAUCUUCUGGGAUAGUGUUUUGUCAAUUUCGUCAUAGUAACAAGAUUAGGUGAAAGUUGAAUCAUUAAGUUUGACAGAACGGUACCAGAUCAAAUUCAUCUAAAAUGUCUACAUCAGAGGUAGAGGAAACUAUGAAAAGGAUUCAAUCCCAUAAAGGUGUUGUUGGCACAAUAGUUGUUAAUGCCGAUGGUAUUCCUGUUAAGACCACAAUGGAUAAUACAACAACUGUCCAAUAUGCUGGCUUGAUAGGACAAUUAUCUGAUAAGGCUCGCAGUGUUGUUAGAGAUCUGGACCCCAGUAAUGAUCUUACAUUCUUAAGAAUUCGAUCUAAAAAACAUGAAAUCAUGGUAGCACCUGAUAAAGAAUUUAUUCUCAUAGUUGUGCAAAACCCAACGGACUAGGCUAUUAAAUUAUAAUAUUACUAAUUUAUUUAAUCAAAUAAUAAUCUAUUCAAUAUAUUAAAAAUAAAAAUGCAAAUUAUAUUUAUUAUUUUUUAUUUUGUAAUGCCACAAAUA
This is a messenger RNA of Ctenocephalides felis (cat flea), 764 nucleotides long. It is a transcript of the gene robl, whose product is annotated as dynein light chain roadblock-type 2. Gene Ontology annotation, biological process: microtubule-based movement. The transcript is spliced from 6 exons. Gene Ontology annotation, molecular function: dynein intermediate chain binding. Lineage: Eukaryota; Metazoa; Arthropoda; Insecta; Siphonaptera; Pulicidae. Gene Ontology annotation, cellular component: cytoplasm; cytoplasmic dynein complex; centrosome. The record is from RefSeq and is a predicted model, not a curated record. Bases 354 to 650 code for a protein of 98 amino acids.